AAAAGAACAAAGAGGUGGCACAAAAAAGGGCAAUCGAAAGUACUGCCUCUCUCUUCUCAAUCUCAGAGAAAAAAAAAUGGUCCGAAACAACACAAACUAGGGUUUUCAACAAAAAAAAUCACCGAAAUCUGAUCGUCUCAGGUGUCUUAUCAAUUGAGAAAUUUUGAUUGAGUUUUCAAUUUCAUUAUGGCGUGGUUUAGAGCGGUAUCUAAUAUAUCAAAACUAGCAAUUAAGCGUAAUCUAGCACAAGCUAGAUCUUCAUCAUACAUAAGUCGAACACAAUUAAUCCGAUCACAACAACAACAAUCUCAAUAUUUCCAUUCAUCAGUUAUUAGAUCGAAGGCAGCUCCAUCGAGUGCGCCGGUUCCUCGUCCUGUACCAUUAUCUAGAUUAACUGAUAGUUUUCUAAAUGGGACUAGUAGUGUGUACUUGGAGGAAUUGCAAAGAGCAUGGGAAGCUGAUCCUAACAGUGUAGAUGAAUCAUGGGAUAAUUUCUUUAGGAAUUUUGUUGGUCAAGCGUCUACAUCUCCUGGUUUGUCUGGUCAAACUAUUCAGGAGAGUAUGCGUUUGUUGUUACUUGUGCGAGCAUAUCAAGUUAAUGGGCAUAUGAAAGCGAAAUUAGAUCCGUUAGCGUUGGAGGAGCGUGAAGUUCCUGAUGAUUUGGAUCCUGCAUUGUAUGGGUUUACUGAAGCUGAUUUAGAUAGAGAGUUUUUUCUCGGGGUUUGGACUGUUUCAGGGUUUUUGUCUGAGAAUCGUCCUGUUCAAACUCUUAGAGCGAUAUUGAAUAGGCUUGAGCAAGCGUAUUGUGGGAGUAUUGGGUUUGAGUAUAUGCAUAUUGCUGAUCGGGAUAAGUGUAAUUGGUUGAGGGAUAAAAUUGAGACACCUACACCUAGGCAGUAUAAUUUGCAGCGUCGUGAAGUUAUGCUUGAUAGACUUAUGUGGAGUACACAGUUUGAGAAUUUCUUGGCUACGAAAUGGACUGCUGCGAAGAGGUUUGGGCUUGAAGGUGGAGAAACUUUGAUUCCGGGUAUGAAGGAGAUGUUUGAUAGGUCGGCUGAUCUUGGGGUUGAGAGCAUUGUUAUCGGUAUGUCACAUAGAGGAAGAUUGAAUGUUUUGGGUAAUGUUGUGAGGAAACCACUUGCACAGAUUUUCAGUGAGUUUAGUGGAGGUAUAAAGCCUAUCGAUGAAGUUGGACUGUACACAGGGACUGGGGAUGUUAAGUAUCACUUGGGUACUUCUUAUGAUCGACCAACUAGGGGUGGAAAAAGACUUCAUCUGUCUUUGGUCGCAAACCCUAGUCAUUUGGAAGCUGUUGAUCCACUUGUGAUUGGAAAGACUCGAGCAAAACAAUACUAUUCAAAUGAUUUGGACAGGACAAAGAAUUUGGGUGUGUUGAUUCAUGGUGAUGGUAGUUUCGCUGGACAAGGUGUAGUUUAUGAGACUUUGCAUCUUAGCGCCCUUCCAAAUUAUACGACUGGUGGGACUAUCCACAUUGUGGUGAAUAACCAAGUGGCUUUCACGACUGAUCCAAUGUCUGGGAGAUCUUCCGAAUAUUGUACUGAUGUUGCUAAAGCGUUGGAUGCCCCUAUCUUUCAUGUAAAUGGUGAUGACUUGGAGGCUGUUGUUUAUGUAUGUGAGCUCGCAGCUGAGUGGAGACAGACUUUCCAUUCUGAUGUUGUUGUUGAUAUAGUUUGUUAUCGUCGAUUUGGGCAUAAUGAGAUUGAUGAACCGUCUUUCACACAGCCUAAAAUGUAUCAAGUCAUCCGUAAUCAUCCAUCAGCGCUCGAGCUUUACCAAAAGAAGCUUUUAGAAACAGAGCAAAUUACAGAAGAAGACAUCAAAAGAAUGCAGAAUAAAGUUAACACAAUCCUCAAUGAAGAGUUUGUUAACAGCAAAGAUUAUGUUCCUAAAAAAAGGGACUGGCUUGCUGCUUAUUGGACUGGUUUCAAAUCCCCUGAACAGGUUUCACGUGUUCGAAACACGGGGGUGAAGCCUAAGAUUCUGAAGAGCGUUGGAAAAGCGAUCACAAGUCUUCCAGAAACUUUCAAGCCUCACCGAGCAGUAAAGAAGAUAUUUGAACAACGUGCCCAGAUGAUUGAAACUGGGGAGGGGAUUGACUGGGCAGUCGGAGAAGCACUUGCAUUUGCUACAUUGCUAGUGGAGGGAAAUCACGUAAGGUUGAGUGGUCAGGAUGUUGAAAGAGGUACCUUUAGUCAUCGGCAUUCAGUUAUUCACGAUCAGGCAACAGGGGAGAAGUACUGCCCUCUCGAUCAUGUUACCAUGAACCAAGAUGAGGAGAUGUUUACAGUCAGUAACAGCUCGCUUUCUGAGUUUGGCGUUCUUGGGUUCGAAUUGGGAUACUCAAUGGAAAAUCCAAAUUCAUUGGUUAUAUGGGAAGCACAGUUUGGUGAUUUUUCAAAUGGGGCGCAGGUGAUGUUUGAUCAGUUUUUGAGUAGUGGAGAGUCAAAAUGGUUACGUCAAACUGGGCUUGUAGUGUUGCUUCCUCACGGUUAUGAUGGUCAGGGCCCUGAACAUUCUAGUGCAAGAAUGGAGCGAUUCCUUCAGAUGAGUGAUGAUAAUCCCUAUGUCAUACCUGAAAUGGACCCAACUCUUCGGAAGCAAAUCCAGGAGUGCAACUGGCAGGUUGCAAAUGUAACAACCCCUGCUAAUUAUUUCCAUCUCCUGCGGCGUCAGAUACACAGGGAAUUCCGAAAGCCACUAGUUGUCAUGGCACCUAAAAACCUGCUUCGUCACAAAGAUUGUAAGUCAAAUCUAUCUGAGUUUGAUGAUGUCAAAGGGCACCCAGGUUUUGACAAGCAAGGGACCCGUUUCAAGCGUCUUAUAAAAGACCAGAAGGACCGUUCUGACCUUGAGGAGGGUGUCAGGCGUUUGGUUUUGUGUUCUGGGAAGGUCUAUUACGAGCUUGAUGAAGAACGGAAGAAAGUCAGUGGUGAUGACGUUGCAAUCUGCAGGGUGGAGCAGCUUUGCCCAUUCCCUUACGACCUUAUCCAGCGAGAACUGAAGCGUUAUCCAAAUGCUGAAGUUGUUUGGUGCCAAGAAGAGCCAAUGAACAUGGGUGGAUACAACUACAUUGCUCCACGUCUGUGUACUGCCAUGAAGGCUUUAGGUAGAGGAACCAUGGAGGACAUUAAAUAUGUCGGUCGUGGCCCAUCAGCUGCCACCGCCACUGGUUUCUACUCGGUCCAUACAAAGGAGCAGACUGACCUAGUCCACAAGGCACUCCAGCCUGAGCCAAUCAACUAUCCUUUUUGAAGUAACUUUUGAAAUCUAAAUCCUAGAGAGUAGGUAUGCAGAGGAAGGCACAUUUAAUAAACUAAAUGUUAUUUUGUAUAUUUCGGUUUAGGUUAGGAUAGAGGAUUUUAUCCUAACCCUUCAAGGGAGGGUGGUGAUGCCCUGCAGAUGUUUCAUGUCUGUGUUACCUUUCUUGUUCGAUUGUAAAUCUAAAUUUUGUGUAAUUUUGUUCCGCUUACUUUGUUUGAAAACAUAUUCCCCCAAGUAAUAGUGCACUAGCCGUGUGCCUCGGGGUGUGCUGUUGCAUGAAUAAACGCAUUACUGUGGCGAACGGAUAAUAUCAUCUUCAUUUUUUCUUU
Messenger RNA from Papaver somniferum (opium poppy), 3611 nucleotides. RefSeq names its product 2-oxoglutarate dehydrogenase, mitochondrial-like. The transcript has 9 exons. Lineage: Eukaryota; Viridiplantae; Streptophyta; Magnoliopsida; Ranunculales; Papaveraceae. Gene Ontology annotation, biological process: tricarboxylic acid cycle. Gene Ontology annotation, molecular function: thiamine pyrophosphate binding; oxoglutarate dehydrogenase (succinyl-transferring) activity. The record is from RefSeq and is a predicted model, not a curated record. The coding region runs from base 187 to 3273 and encodes 1028 amino acids. Gene Ontology annotation, cellular component: oxoglutarate dehydrogenase complex; mitochondrion.